CUUACGGCGGCGCGGCGCCCACGCGGCCCCGGGAGCCGGAGCAGAACCGGCGCGUCCCCGCCCGCCUGCCCGGCCGUCAGCUGAUGGGCCGCCCGCCGGGGAGGCUGCUACCGCCGCCUUCGCCGCCGCCGCGCGAACAUGGCGGCCGAGAUCCACUCCAGGCCGCAGAGCAGCCGUCCGGUGCUGCUGAGCAAGAUCGAGGGGCACCAGGACGCCGUCACGGCCGCGCUGCUCAUCCCCAAGGAGGACGGCGUCAUCACGGCCAGCGAGGACAGAACCAUCCGAGUAUGGCUGAAAAGAGACAGUGGUCAGUAUUGGCCCAGCAUUUACCACACCAUGGCCUCUCCUUGCUCUGCUAUGGCUUACCAUCAUGACAGCAGACGAAUAUUUGUGGGCCAGGAUAACGGAGCCGUGAUGGAAUUUCACGUUUCUGAAGAUUUUAAUAAGAUGAACUUUAUCAAGACCUACCCAGCUCAUCAGAACCGGGUGUCUGCGAUCAUCUUCAGCCUGGCCGCAGAGUGGGUGAUCAGUACCGGCCACGACAAGUGUGUGAGCUGGAUGUGCACCCGCAGCGGGAACAUGCUGGGGAGGCACUUCUUCACUGCCUGGGCUUCGUGUUUACAAUAUGAUUUUGACACUCAGUAUGCUUUUGUUGGUGAUUACUCUGGACAGAUCACCCUGCUGAAGCUGGGACAGAACUCCUGUUCAGUCAUUACCACCCUCAAAGGCCAUGAAGGGAGCAUCGCCUGCCUCUGGUGGGAUCCUAUUCAGCGGUUACUCUUCUCAGGAGCCUCUGACAGCAGCAUCAUCAUGUGGGACAUCGGUGGACGGAAAGGCCGCACGCUCUUGCUGCAGGGCCAUCAUGACAGAGUGCAGUCCCUGUGUUACCUUCAGCUCACCAGGCAGCUGGUCUCCUGUUCCUCGGACGGUGGGAUUGCAGUGUGGAACAUGGACGUCAGCAGAGAGGAGGCUCCUCAGUGGUUAGAGAGUGAUUCUUGCCAGAAAUGCGAGCAGCCCUUUUUCUGGAAUAUAAAACAGAUGUGGGACACAAAGACGCUGGGGUUGAGACAGCAUCACUGCCGGAAGUGCGGGCAGGCCGUGUGUGGCAAGUGCAGCAGCAAGCGCUCCAGCUACCCCGUCAUGGGCUUCGAGUUCCAGGUCCGGGUGUGCGACUCCUGCUAUGACUCCAUCAAAGACGAGGAUCGGACUUCUCUGGCAACCUUUCAUGAAGGAAAACAUAACAUUUCCCACAUGUCCAUGGACGUUGCUCGGGGACUGAUGGUGACCUGUGGGACCGACCGCAUCGUAAAGAUCUGGGACAUGACGCCCGUGGUGGGCUGCAGUCUGGCAACCGGGUUUGCCGCACGUUGAUCCGGGAGCCGGGCGAGGCCUGCGCCUUCCCCGCGGCCCCUUCACCAACGCAGCCCUUCCCCGUGGCCCCGCGGUCACGGUCCCGUGAGUGGACAGUAGCCACUAAAAAACAAAGCAACAUUUUUAAAAAGAAAAACCAUGUCAGGUGUGUUUGGGGCCAUUUGUGGAACUACCUGUGGGGACGAAUAUGGAAAAAAAGUUCAUCUGUCGUGGUUCCCUGAGGAAAGGAGUGACUUCAGUGAGACUCCCUCGCGGACAGUGAGCUCACGCGUGCUGAAGGAGUCAUUUGGCAAAGGAGAGUUUUAGAGGAAAAACUUGAGCAAAAGCGUUAAAGCUUAGAACGUUCUCAAAGCAGUUCCAAGUGCAAACACUCUUCCCCUCAGACUUGCUGGCCCUGCGCGGGCUCCUGUGGCUCUGUUGUUAGAGCAGGGAGGAAGGGAGGAGGACUUGCUGUCUCUUUCCCGAGGGGUGCAGGAGGACCCCAGGAACCCAGAGCUUUGGAGCGCUCAGUCGCUCCCUCCCCGGCCAGCCAGGGUGCCAGGGGCCGGCCUUCACACUGUUCCUAAGCGAGCUGUAAGAUCUCUUUAUUAGCCUGGAUGGCCCACAUCCUUCCCUUUCCCCCAAAUGUGCUCUGAGGACAAAACGUUUCUAUGGUGCUGUUAACAUGGGAGUCACACAAGCCGCCUGACUUUAUCUCACUGCUGUCAGUAAGGACUCGUGGAAAAUGGAAAACCAGCCCAGGCAGCAGCAUGACGGUGAAGGGAGGUGAUCCGUCUGCUCCGUGGAACAGCCCAGUCCUCCUAAAAAGACGCAUUCUGUGUGUAGUUCCGAGAUGGGCCCCUGCAAUAUUGUGGCAGUUUAAUAAUAAUACGCCUCAGAAAAGAACUCCAAAGCUUUUUAAACUAUGUUGACUUUUCGCUGUAAGGAACAUUAUUACCAUCUCAUAGAAGGGAAUUAGUAACCCAGAGCUAUAAUUGUUAACCAGGUCUUGCACAGUAAUUCCUAAUUCGUAAAUUGCUUUCAUAGCAACUGGUGAAUUCUCUUGUAUCAAAUGGCAUUUUGAAAGUUUUUGGCCACGUAGUACGGAUGGGGAAGAGAUGGGGAAUGGGGGAGCCCGUCUUUUAAUAUUCCAAUAUUUAUUUCUUUGAUUGUCUGUUUUCAACAAUAGUACACAUACCUAUUACUUUAGGGCUAUGCAAGUGAGUGGAGAGAGGCCUGCUUUUCUUAAAGACAGAUUUUAAGGUAGAUAGCAACAGUGUUUUUGUUAGUCUUACUAGUGGACAUUGAUAAAAACCCACUACUGCGUCACUGUGUUGGGAUCAUAUGAAGACAUCAUGGUUGUUCUAUGUGAUACCAUGAAGGGAUUAAGUCUUUUUUUUAAACAACAACUGAGAGGAACUAUAAUGUUUAAGAUAGGUAAUUAAGAUGUUUUACUGGCCAAGUAACACAAAUAAUAAGGAAAGGAGGUCAGGCACCUCAUAUUCUAGAAUGAUCUGCAUUAAAAAUUGACUUGCUUUCAGAAAUAAGACUGAAGGGUUUUGUUGCUCUGUAUAAUUUUUGUGUUCUAUCACCUGGCAAAGGUGUUUCCUUGAAAAAGUUUUCGUAAGCUGUUUGCAAAACGUAUAAUAAUACAGCUUGGAAGGAAACUGGAGGGAUGGGAUCUCACAGAACAGUGUUGAAUGUUAGCUCUUGUUCAGUUAAUGGUCCAGCUCAUACAAAGGUGCUAUCCUGAGGAUUUCGUGAAGUCCUGAAAGGAAAAUUAAGAUAUGAUCUGUUUCUUGCCAUGUGGAUGAGUACUGAACUGUGGUUUUUGUUUGCCUUUAACUUCUGUAAAAUGUGAUUUUAUAAAGCCUGUGGUAGACUGAGCACAAUAUCACGCUGUAGCUUUCAACCUUCUUUUAUUUUAAAAAAUUCUGAAUGAAAAACCCAGUGUUCUGUAGGGAAUAUAAGGUUGUGAAAGCACCUCUGAAGGGGUUAAGCUAAUAUAAGUCAAAGAGGAAAGGCAUUAUGUGAGGAAGAAUUGGAGAGGGGUAUCCGGAAAAAGAAAGAAUUUUUCAUUAACUUUCUCUCCACCAGAGCCUAUUAGCACUUUUCUUUUUAAGAACACACAUAGCAGGCUUGUCUUGUCUCUACUACACGCUAGGGAGCAAAUGGGGUAAUAUUUUUUAUAGAGGUGGGCAAAAAUUAUUUUCUCAGUUCUGCUGACUGGACAUACAAGGAAGAUCCAGCUAGGCUUCUAGUUAUUGCCUUAUUUUGACCGUGUUACUCUUAAACGGGUCAUUUAAAAUAGCUCUUCAAGUAACAGUUCAUGGUUUUUCCAUUCCUGAAUACUCACGCUAAUUUCUACAACUGGGGAUUCAGAAGUACAGAAUGCUAGAGAAGAUCCUUACGUUUUAGACCUAGUAUGUCUGCGGUAAGGAAAUGUCAAACCUUCAUUCGAGACAUGUUCUCAAAUUGCCCCCCUUUUUUUUUUAGUGCAAAUGAUAGAAAACUCCCAUGGCAUUUGCUGGAAAUAGGUUAUUCAGUAUACUGUAAAUCUCUGUUUAUGAUGUCCUACUUCUGUCCUGCUGCCUGGAGGAAAUGAACAAAAAAUAGCGUUCUAGCACGUGUCACUUGAUUCUCCCCUUAAGAAUUCAGUUUGCCACUACCUACAUUUUUAAACUGUUGAAACUGGCCUAAAUAUGUAAUAAAUUCCGUGGUGACCCAGACCCAAGGAACUGUUUUCCAAAAUGAGAUUUCAUUCGGUUACGUCUACUUCCGCUCCUGGAUCUGGGGUCUUCUAAACUGUAAGAAACCAGUUACUAUUACUGAUGAACCAUCUGCUCAUUAUAAAUGUGAGGUUUAACAACUAAGUAAUACAUGCUCUAUGUAUUCAAGUGUCUAUUGCUUAAUUGUUCAUUGUGAACAGAUGACUGAAUGCCUACUCUUUUCUGCAAUUUACAGUAACUGUAACUCUUUGAGUAAAUCGUUUCAUUGUGCAACAAAUUUAUAUUAGGAUACAAUUUAAAGUGUUUUACUCUAUAGUCUAUUGCAAAGGGCAAUGUUGAUUAGUACAUUUUGUCUUGUACUAGCUAUGUUUCUAUAAGAUAUGGCGCCCUGUGUAUCCCAGAGAGUUAGAAAACUUUGUUCUUUGCUCCUGUUUGUGGGUUCUGUUUUUGUGGGGCUUUUUUUUUUUUUUUUUUUUUUUUUAGAAUAUACACACACAAUAAAAUGUUCCUUGCUUGUUACUCUGUUGCUUAAUGUAGCUUUUGUUUCAUUUGAUGUGGACAUAGGGCAGUGAUACUAGCCACCGUGUGUUCAGCACACUCUGCCUGCUUUGUGCUCUGCCUGCAUUCUGCUGUUCAGUCCUGGCAACGCUUCUGCAGGGUGUUACUGUCCCUGUUCCACAGAUGAGAAAGCUAAGAAGAUCCUGUCCGUCGGUCCGUCUGUCUGACUAGAAAGCACUUGCCCUCUCCAUACCACCUGCCUUCACGUGCUAGCGUGUAAUGAGGGUUUCCUGUGAGGGUUAGGGGCUAGGUAUUCUGUCUCUUGAAGUUUGCAAAGCCCCGAAGUCUGAUUGCUCUGGAUGUCCAGACUCCCCAGAUUGCACGGGCACACCAGUAUCUGUGCCCCAGUUCUCCACAUCAGCAGCUCAGUCUUGUGAAUAAACACAGGGUGGUUCACAGGAGAACUGAUAGGAAGCGGAUUUCUUAGAAACCAGCAUGGCAGUUCACUGUGUUUCCUCAAAGCAAUAUAGCUUUAUUUAAGAAAUAAUAUGUAAUAGAAUAAUACAUAAUAAAAAAGAAUAAAAAGAAAACAAAAAUAAAAAGAUAAUACCAAAAUGUAUUGAAAAGA
Molecule: messenger RNA, 5205 nt
Organism: Ailuropoda melanoleuca (giant panda)
Lineage: Eukaryota; Metazoa; Chordata; Mammalia; Carnivora; Ursidae
Gene: WDFY1
Product: WD repeat and FYVE domain containing 1
Exons: 12
Coding region: 139-1371 (410 amino acids)
Biological process (GO): positive regulation of toll-like receptor 3 signaling pathway; positive regulation of toll-like receptor 4 signaling pathway
Cellular component (GO): early endosome
Molecular function (GO): protein binding; metal ion binding
Source: RefSeq, a predicted model, not a curated record